UGCUAGGGUGUGAACAGAUCAGCACGCGUGUUUGUGGAGCAACCACGUGCAGGAGAGGUAGGGUGUGGGAGUCUCCAGCGCAUCCAUCGGAUUGUGGUCGUGUGUGCGCGCGCGCGCGCGCCCCGUGCCGGUGUGUGUGCCUGUGCUGGUUCGGGCAGCUUGCAUGAGUAGUUUUCUGUGUGUGCUCGGUUUCCCAGUGCCUGCGCUGAGCGAGUGUGUGUGUGUGUGAGUGUGUGUGUGACAAUGUGUGUCAGGUGACUCGGGUCACGCAGUCUCUCUCUCUCUCUCCUCGGGGAGGAACUGCUUGGUUCCAGCUGACUCUCCUCCGCCAGGCGGGGCAGGAGGAGGGGGCGCACGGUGGGGCACGGUGGAAAAGUCCUGGACUGGGACCCCAGAGCCGGCGGCGAGGGGGAGGGGGGACAGUCGCCAACUGGGCUCCAUCACCUCCCUUCUCCCCUCCCCCUCCGGAGGGGAUAAGAAAAGAGGAGGCGAGCGAGCCAAUUCAGAAACAGAUUGCAGAGCGGCAAGCAAGGAAGAGUUGUUCACUCCCUCCCCUUUUCCCCUGGAGCCCACCCUGGUCGGAGGGAGACCCACUGCGAUGAGCCAGGUGCUAGGGAAGCAGCAGCAGCAGCAGCAGCAGCAAGACGAAGAGGAAGAGGAGGAGGAGGAUGAACUCGUGGGGCUAGCGGAUUAUGUGGACGGGCCCGACUCCUCAGACGCAGAUCCGGAAAGCGGAGCCGAGGAGGGAGUUUUGGACUUCAGUGAUCCCUUCAGUACUGAAGUGAAGCCAAGAAUUCUGCUUAUGGGACUGAGGAGAAGUGGCAAGUCAUCCAUUCAGAAAGUCGUCUUUCACAAAAUGUCACCCAACGAAACCCUGUUCUUGGAGAGCACGAAUAAGAUAUGCCGAGAAGAUGUCUCCAACAGUUCCUUUGUUAACUUUCAGAUUUGGGAUUUCCCAGGUCAAAUUGACUUUUUUGACCCUACAUUUGAUUAUGAGAUGAUCUUCAGGGGCACAGGAGCACUGAUAUUUGUUAUCGAUUCCCAGGAUGAUUAUAUGGAAGCCUUAGCCAGGCUGCACCUCACUGUGACUCGAGCCUACAAGGUACAUCCUGACAUCAACUUUGAAGUGUUUAUUCAUAAAGUGGAUGGCUUGUCAGAUGAUCAUAAAAUUGAAACCCAAAGAGAUAUUCAUCAGAGGGCAAAUGAUGACCUUGCUGAUGCUGGAUUAGAGAAAAUUCACCUGAGCUUUUAUCUGACAAGCAUAUAUGAUCAUUCUAUAUUUGAAGCUUUUAGCAAAGUGGUACAGAAACUGAUUCCACAGCUCCCAACCCUGGAGAAUUUACUAAACAUCUUUAUCUCAAAUUCUGGGAUUGAAAAGGCCUUUCUGUUUGAUGUGGUCAGUAAAAUUUAUAUUGCAACAGAUAGUACCCCUGUGGAUAUGCAGACUUAUGAACUCUGCUGUGAUAUGAUAGAUGUGGUUAUCGACAUUUCUUGUAUAUAUGGCCUCCAAGAAGAUGGAGCAGGAACCCCUUAUGACAAAGAAUCAACAGCAAUUAUAAAAUUGAAUAAUACAACGGUUCUUUAUUUAAAGGAAGUGACAAAAUUUCUGGCCCUCGUUUGUUUUGUCAGAGAAGAAAGCUUUGAAAGAAAAGGGCUCAUUGACUAUAAUUUCCACUGUUUCCGCAAAGCCAUCCAUGAAGUAUUUGAGGUGAGGAUGAGAAUAGCAAAAUCUCGGAAAGUUCAGAGCCAGAUGCGGAAGAAAAAAGGAACCACUCCUAAUGGAACGCCCAGAGUUCUGCUGUGAGAUUUCAGUGACAGUCUUUGAGAUGAAGGCUAUUUGAUGAGAUGCUACUUGGUGUUGCACUAGAGGAAGAAGAGAGGGAAUUGGACACAUGGCUGGAUUUGUCAUAUAACAAUCAGUGCAACAUCACACUUGAUCCUUUUUAAAAAAAAAAUAAUAAAGUAAGCACUUUCAGCAACAACAAAAAACCUUGUAUAUUAAACAGUGAAGUGAAAUCUGUUGUAAGAAUGUUCUUAACAUAAAAUGUACAUUUUUAUUUUCAUUUGGUCCAUAGUAAGAAAAAUCAAUUGUCAGAACUGUCAGGUACUGUACAUACUUUGUACUUUUUUGUUUUUGUUUUUUUCUCAUGGAACAGAACUUUGAUAAAAACUAGUUUUCUAAGCUGUUUUCCCUACAUGGUGUCAGUGACAUGCAUAAUAGAAUGCAUUUUGCAUAUGGCAAUCUUAAAAUCAUUGAAUAAUGUUACCUUGACACACUGCCUAUUUUUUUUCAUUUUUUAAAAGAAUUUGUGAACAUUUGGUACUAGUUAUUCACUUAAAUAUUUCCCCUGACCCCACAUCCAUCCUUGUAGCUGGAGCAGUUUGGAGCACUGUGCUCCCAUGGCAAUAAGAACUCUUCAUAUUUAUUAAUUAAUUGAUAAGGAUUAGUGUUUAUAGAUAAAACCUAGAAUCAAACCAAUCCAAACUUUUUCAGAGACCUGACAAAUAAAUGCCCCACUCUUUUCCAGAUCUUUUUACUAUUUUUACCUCCAUUGUGAGCUCUAAAAUAACUUUAUACCUGGAGAAGAUACUCAUUUUGUAAACCUGCUCAUUGCUGCAUUACAGUUUUUACAACAUUGCGGACCAGAUUUUCAAAGUGGUGUCCACAGUUUCUGCAAAGAAGGGUGCUACUGCUGAAAUACUGGUACUGGUUGAUCUUUUGCACCUGCCAAGUGGAGUUAAAGUGAUCUCAGGUAUUGGGGAUUUGCCCACUGAAGUGAACAGUAAUGGCAGGCUUUAAUUAAGAAGAGACUAUUUUGAAGUUUGGGGUACCUUAGAAAAGGGUUGGGAACAAGGGAGAUUAGGGGUAUGGCACAUUUAAGAAGUUUACCCAAGGGCCAACUUCCCAUUUUGCUAUGUGCUGUCACUGAAUGUAUCCCUACUCAAAGCAACCCCCAGAGCAUGGCUUGUUCAGUCUAUUUUCCAUCUUUUCUUCUCUCUGUUAGGUGUGACUGGAUGUACCUUUUUUCUGGGAUUAAAUUACACUAAUAUUCCCUUCUGGUAUCCUUCAUUAAGGCUGCAAAGCGAUCCUAAAAAUGCCUAUCAGGCAAUGAGAUAUUAAAUAAGGAUGGCUACAGGAAACCUUAGAGUUACAGAGAAUAUUCCUUCCCAUGAAAGUCAGGCAGGAGAAAUGGAAAGAUUUGUCAACUUCCUAAAGCUGAGAAAAUCCCCAAGUGAUAACUAUGGCAUAUAGGAGGGGUGAGUGAUCUGGGACAAGAAAGGGACAUUGGAGAGGAUUUUAGUGCCAUCAGUUUGUAAAGAGGCUUGGGAAGGUACUAAGGUAGACCUAGGAGAAGUGGUUUGCCUUUCUUGGCUCUCUCCUGCCUCCCCAAAAACCUGCCACCUGAAAACUAAAAGUGUGAGCUGAUAAAGAAUUUGGGGUAUGGCUUAAAAGGAUCUGAAAACUAAGAAGUUUAAUAAAAGACAUAAAGACUGGCCCAGAUGGGCAUCUGCCCUUUAUCAUGGCAUAGAAGAUACAGUGCUGGAGUGGAGUCAGAAAGUCUUGCAUUCAAAUCCUACCUCUGAUGCUAACUGUAUAUAUCAGUGGACCAGUGGGCAAAUUAUUUACACUCUCUGGGUCUUAUUUUCCUCAUUUGUAAAAUGAUGGGGUUGGGCUUGAUGAUUUUUAAGGUCUUUCAGAACUAAUCUGUGAUCCUAUAAUUCCUCCUUCUUGGACUAUGGCCCAAGGGAGCUUCUGCCAGAGUUUCCUAGGGAGGCUUGUAAUAUGUUUUUGCUGAGUUUCAAUCUAUAUCUAUAUUCAGGUAGUUCCCUGUACAGUGAAUAAAUAAAAAUUUGGUGUACUACUUCUGAAA
Molecule: messenger RNA, 3872 nt
Organism: Monodelphis domestica (gray short-tailed opossum)
Lineage: Eukaryota; Metazoa; Chordata; Mammalia; Didelphimorphia; Didelphidae
Gene: RRAGD
Product: Ras related GTP binding D
Biological process (GO): positive regulation of TORC1 signaling; cellular response to starvation; negative regulation of autophagy
Cellular component (GO): nucleus; Gtr1-Gtr2 GTPase complex; lysosome
Molecular function (GO): GTPase activity; GTP binding
Source: RefSeq, a predicted model, not a curated record